Molecule: messenger RNA, 12115 nt
Organism: Loxodonta africana (African savanna elephant)
Lineage: Eukaryota; Metazoa; Chordata; Mammalia; Proboscidea; Elephantidae
Gene: NUDCD1
Product: NudC domain containing 1
Exons: 10
Coding region: 245-1999 (584 amino acids)
Source: RefSeq, a predicted model, not a curated record
AGCCCUCUGGUUAAGCGAGUCCAGACCUUUUUGUCGCGCAGGCGUUAGGCCCCUUAAAAACUACAUAGGCCAGCAUGCAACAGGGUCAACUUUCUCAUGGGCACUACAUUUCCCAGAAGUCACUCUGCACCGCAGUGUUUUCUGGGGUGGGAGCCACGCUGUAUAGCAGCCUCGGUGAGACGAGUGAAGCGCGGAGCUUUCGACAAGAUCUUUAUUAAUUUUUACGCUGGGUACUUGGCAGGGGAUGGAAGUGGCGGCUAAUUGCUCUCUGCGGGUGAAGAGACCUUUGUUGGAUCCCCGCUUCGAGGGUUACAAGCUCUCCCUCGAACCGUUGCCUUGUUACCAGCUGGAACUCGACGCAGCUGUGGCAGAAGUAAAACUUCGAGAUGAUCAGUAUACACUGGAACACAUGCAUGCUUUUGGGAUGUAUAAUUACCUACACUGUGAUUCCUGGCACCAAGACAGCGUCUACUACAUUGAUAACCUUGGAAGAAUUAUGAAUUUAAAAGUGAUGCUGGACACUGCCUUAGGAAAACCACGGGAGGUGUUUCGACUUCCUGCAGAUUUGACUGUGUACGACAGUCGCCUUUGUGCAUCUAUUCAUUUUACGUCUUCUACCUGGGUCACCUUAUCAGAUGGGACUGGAAGAUUGUAUCUCAUUGCAACAGAUGAACGUGGAAAUAACACUUCUGAAAAAUGGGAGAUCAUGUUUAAUGAAGAACUUGGGAGUCCUUUUAUCAUAAUUCACAGUAUCUCAUUGCUAAAAGAUGAAGAACAUUCAAUAGCUACCCUUCUUCUUCGAAUAGAAAAGGAGGAAUUGGAUAUGAAAGGAAGUGGUUUCUAUGUUUCUUUGGAAUGGGUCACUAUCAGUAGGAAAAAUAAAGAUAAUAAAAAAUAUGAAAUAAUUAAGCGUGACGUUCUCCGUGGAAAGUCAGUGCCACAUUAUGCUGCUCUUGAGCCCAGUGGAAAUGGUCUAAUGAUUGUUUCUUACAAGUCCUUCCAGUUUGUUCAAACUGGUCAGGAUCUUGAAGAAAAUAAGGAUGAAAACAUGUCAGAAAAAAUCAAAGUAGAACCUCUGUAUUACUGGCAACAGACUGAAGAUGAUUUGACAGUAACAACCCAGCUUCCAGAAGGCACUUCCAAGGAGGACAUUCAAGUCCAGUUUUUGCCUGAUCACAUGAGCAUUGUGCUGAAGGGUCAGCUGUUUUUGGAAGGAAAGCUCUAUUCAUCUAUUGAUCGUGAAAGUAGUACAUAUAUAAUUAAAGAAAAUAACGGCUUGGAAAUUUCUUUGAUUAAGAAGAAUGAAGGCCAGACAUGGCCAGAGCUAAUAGUUGGAGAUAAACAAGGGGAAUUCAUAAGGGACUCAGCCCAGUGUGCUGCAAUAGCUGAACGUUUAAUGCAUUUGACCUCUGAAGAACUGAAUCCAAAUCCAGAUAAAGAAAAGCCUCCCUGUAACGCUCAAGAGCUAGAAGAAUGUGAUAUUUUCUUUGAAGAGAGUUCCAGUUUAUGCCGAUUUGAUGGCAAUACAUUAAAAACUACUCAUGUGGUGAACCUUGGAAGUAAUGAGUACCUUUUCUCCGUUGUAGUGGAUCCUAAAGAAAUGCCCUGCUUCUGUUUGCGCCAUGAUGUUGAUGCCCUUCUCUGGCAGCCGCACUCUAGCAAACAAGAUGACAUGUGGGAGCACAUUGCAACUUUCAAUGCUUUAGGCUACGUCCAAGCAUCAAAGAGAGACAAGAAGUUUUUUGCCUGUGCUCCAAAUUACUCCUAUUCGGCACUCUGCGAGUGCCUUCGUCGAGUAUUCAUCUAUCGUCAGCCCACUCCCAUGUCCACUGUACUUUACAACAGAAAGGAAGGCAGGCAAGUAGGGCAGGUUGCUAAGCAGCAAGUAGCAAGCCUGGAGACCAGCGAUCCUAUUUUAGGCUUUCAAGCAACGAACGAGAGAUUAUUUGUUCUCACUACCAAAAACCUCUUUUUAAUAAAGAUAAAUACAGAGAAUUAGUUACUCCAACAUGUUAGCUUCUCUGUACUGAAAAAGUAUUCAGUGGUAGCUAGAAGGCUGGGCAGUAAUACUGUAAUCUGUUAAACUUUGAUGUAUUAAAUAAAAAUAUCCCGUAUAAUCUUUUUAUUUUUUUAAAGCACAUUGGAAAUCUGUUCAAGGGAUUCUGAUUCUGUAAAAGCUGCACUAGGCUGUGGAAUGAAGAUGCAGAUUUAGAGAAAAUUUGCUUCCGUAAAAAUGUAAAGAUAAUAUUAACGAGUAUAAUUAUUUUUAAAAAAACAGAGGCUAAAAUCUCAUCUUUUAUAUGAAAGAUAUAUUCAUUGUUUUAAAAAAUAAAAAUAUUUAUUGUUUAUUCCUUCUGUAUUGGUAUAGGGCUGCAUUCUAUACCCAUGGACUGUAUAGGAUUACAGUUAAAAUAAAGCUAAUUAAAAGACUUGAAUAUUUCAAGUCAAGAAAAAAAAAAUACCGUACCUAUUAAUCAUUGUAACUUUGUUCACUUUAUUUUCUGUAUGAAAUAAUUUCUUUGGAUAUGGUGCAUCAGUAUCUUUACUGUUACAUGUUUUUAAAAAUCUUAUAAAUAUUUACUUAAAUGGAUUGAAUGGCUGAGGUAGAGGGGAAACUACAAGAGGCGUACAGCAGGUCUAAUAGCCUUAAAGUUUGCUGAGAAACCUUAAUUGUUUCUCAGAUUAACUGUUGCUUUACUUAAUUUUUAUCCAUUUGCUCCGCCAAAGACAGAGAGGGGGAGAGAGCAAUAACUAAGGUUUCAUAAAGUGUUGCUGUUUAUUGCUGCAAAACUCAGUGGUUUGAAACAACGGCAUUUUAUUAUUUCUCACAAUUUAAUGGAUUGGCUGGCCAGUUCUGGGUUGAAUGACAGCUUGUCUCUGCUCUACAUGACCUCACAUCCUCCAAUAGGCUAGACUGGGCUUCUUACCAAGAUAGAGGAAAUACUCCAAGAGGGCAAGCCCUAGUGUGCAAGAGCUUUACAAGCCUCUGUUUCCACCAUAUUUGCUAAUGUCCCAUUGGACAAAGCAAUCACAUGGCCAAGCCAUUGAGGAAGGGGACUGUGUUAAUAGGAGGUCUGAUUCAUUGAGGAACAUUAGUAUGGCAGGAUACCACACAAAGGAUUAUGGUUCAUCUUUACAGUUUGAACAAAAUAAUCCUGUAAAUUAAGUAAAUGAUACAUUAAGUAUUUUUUGUGCCGAAUGUUAGCUUCUCAUAUUACCUCCCCAGAUUUCUUUUGGGUUGCGUUUACCUGGAAAAUGCUUUACUUUUUAUGUCAUUUUUAGUCAGUAUAAACCUUAAGUUGGAUUUUGUGUUUGAAUAAGAUAGUUAAGACCUUAAUUUAAGAGGCAGAAAAUGUAGAAAAGAGAUACAGGUUAGAGACUGUUUAUUCCCAGCAUAUCUCUCUCACCUCUCAGGGCAAGUAUUUGACUGAAUUAAAUUUAGGAAAAGAAGGAAAAAUAAAUUUGAGAGUCAGAAGAAGAGGAAAAAGAUGGGGGAUAUCUGCAUGUUCCAAACCCUUUGUCAGAAUGCAACUAGAAGUAACUAGGAUGCAAGAGGAAAAGGUGGGAAAGAUGAUCCUGAGAUAUGAUAGUGACAACUGGAAGUACUGCAUUACUACUAGGAAGGAGAUAGACUUAAAUAUUGAGCAUCAUGAGGUCACGAGUAUAGAAAAAAAGAUAUUUGGUUGAACCAAAAAACAGUGAUAUUUCCAGAACUUUUUAGUGUCAUUGUAAAAGAAGCAUCAUGAAAAAGAAGAACAUUUACCCAGCCAACUAGUGAAAAUCUUUUUUGUGUGAAAGCAGAUUUAAAUUUUCUUAAAAAGUUUUCCCAAAGAUUGUAAAUACCCCCUUAGGGAAAUGCAAAUUAAUGUGGUGCUUAAUUAACUAUGUUACUACAUAUAUAUAUGCACAUUUUCAGACAGUAUCAGUUUUCUUUAUAUAUGGUGACUCUUAAUAUGAUUAAUGUUGAACUGAAAACUCUCAGGAGAAUUAGUCUUAAAUAUUGUUUCAUAUUGACCUAUGGUAAGAAAGUCCUAACGAGUCUUGAGCAAUCAUUUUAAGCUGUGCUUUCUUGAGAUGCUUCCAGAAUUCCACAGAUGUUUAAUUCAGUUUAAACAAUGUUCUAAACUAUUGUUAAAGAAUAAGCACACAUUUAGUAUACUUCUGUAAGAGCUAUGAGUGUAGUUACUUGUAUUUUCGUUGAUUUUUGCAAUGAGUUAUAAAGAGGAACUUAUAAAAUAUUUGAUAGUAAUGAAGUGUUAUAUGUCCUGCAUAUUAAAAUUUAUUUAACAAUAUUCUUUCAGCAUGUUUAUUAAGCAUCAGUUCCUGUUGACCAAACAAAACCCAUUGCCAUCGAGUUGAUUCCAACUCAUAGUGACCCUAUAGCAUGAGUUAUAUACCGUAAUAUAAUGUUUUCCAUGCUAAGGAUUAUGCAGUUGAGACAGAUAGGGUUAACUGCUGGCAAAACAAAAGAGCUGUUAAAAGAUUACCAUCUAGAAGUUGGGAAAACAAGAACCACACCCUGUCAACAUAAGUUUUAAACAACCUAUGAAUUAUUACUUCCUUCUUAGUGUUUUUCUAGUCCCUUCCCCCUUUACAGGCUCCGUGUGCUCAGAAGAACAAAGUGUGACUGCUGUUUAACCUUUCAUAGCCCACCAAAGAGGGCAGUGAGUGCAGUGCUGAAGAUCAGUGCACUUGCGCCGUAUCCUAUAAUAAGUGAUAUCAAAGGCUGCAGAGAGGACUCCAUCUUGAAUAUCAGCGGGUUCCAUCUUGGAUUCCAGAUAUGUGUGCCACCUAAUUAGUAUGCACUGCCAUUCUGAGAAGUACCUGUCCCUUGAAGGAAAUCCACUAAAUACUGUUGUCUCCACCGAACCCAUAUAAGCCCUAGCCUUGCUUCCCUUUUGAAGUCAGUCUUUUGGAGAGGCAUAAGCCCCCACUGUCUCCUUUUACUUGUCUCAAGUAAAACCUGUUAGAGCUGAACCCAAAAUUGUCUCCUCUGUGUAUUCUUAACAAGAGAAAGACAAGGAUCCAUUGAGUCCAGAGAGCCUCUGUUCCCUCGGCAGUAACACAAUGGAUAGGAAACAUUCUAAUGAGUUUCAGGUAUAUUUUCCUUUUGUGAAAUACAAAGGGGUAGGUGGAGUCACUGGUUCUAUUGCUAAAAAGGAAGUUUAAUCAAGAAUGGAACCUUGGAGAAAACUAUAUGCAAUAGGCAGGUAGAAGAGUUGCCAAUUAGAAGGGUCAAAAGAGGAUAAGAGCAUUUUAAGAAAUUAAGAAUGGUGAGUCGGAAUUGACUCGACGGUAAUGGGGAAACAGUAUUAAUGUUCUGAAAUAAUAACAAGUAACAUUCCCACAUGGAAAGGAAAUUACCAUACAGGUUAAACCAUCAUUGUGCAGGUAUGCUUUAUUUGUGAUUGUCUACAGAGAUAGGAAAAAGGACAAAUGGUAAGUUUACCUAUGACCAGUAAUACAGUAAAACUAGUAUCGUACUAGUCAUUGGUGAUUACUGGAAGAAUAUUUUAAUUCUUAGUACUAAUCAUGUCUUAAAAAAAAAAUACAAUAAAACUAGUAUCGUACUAGUCAUUGGUGAUUACUGGAAGAGUAUUUUAAUUCUUAGUACUAAUCAUGUCUUACUUAGCAUAUAAUAGUAGUUGAACCAGUAAAAAUUAAACCUAGUGAAGGUUAGAGUAAUUAUAAGGAAACCUAGUGGUGCAGUGUUAAGUGCUCGGCUGCUAUCCCAGACUUUGGCAAUUCAAACCCACCACUUGCUCUGUGGGAGAAAGAUGGGGCAGCCUGCUUUUGAAAAGAUUUACAGCCUUGGAAGUGCUGUGGGGUGAUUCUCUGUCCUAUAGGAUUGCUAUGAGUCAGAAUCCACGGCAACAGGUUUGUUUUGGUUUUAGAGGAAAUAUACCAGUUAGAAGUGAGCCUUUCUAAAAUCAGCAUAAAAGAAUAAAUGUACAAAAACAGCUCAAGUCAGAGGUACCCAAACCAUCAAGAUAUAUUAGGAAGCACUAAUUAAAAGUAUGAAAUACACAUUUUAGUUCUAUUUACUUUUUAGAAGAAAAUGUUUUCUAAUCUCAAAGUUGAAAAAUCUUCUUAAAAAACAAAAAUAUAAGGGAAAAGACUAAUGAAUUUGGCCAUAUCAAAAUGUAAAAUAAUCUUUAUGACCUAGUUCCAUUAAUAAUGCUAAAAGAUAACAGAUUGGAAGAAAAUAUUUGUUGCAUACAUAGUAGAUGAGGUUUAAAAUCUGUAAUAUAAAAAGAACCCCUAGGAUUUAAUUUAAAAAAAAGAAAAAUGGGUAAGAGAUAUAACAGUCAAUUCAUAGAUAAGGAAAUACAGAUGGUCAAUACACCUUUGAAAAGAUGCUCAAUCUCCCAGGUAAUCAGGGAAAUUGGUAAACAUUUCAAAGUUUUAUUAUGAAUCUUGGCCAGAGUAUGGAAAUACCAUAAAUUACUGUUUAUAAGAAGGCUUUGGUCAAUUGUUUUUUAUAAAAGGCCUGGAAACCCCACUGACAUUAUUAUGUAAGUAAUACUUUGUUCCUUUCUCAUGAGAAAGAUGGAGUUAAUAAACUGUAACACUUCAAGUUACAUCAAGAUUUGUGUGGCCUUUUCAAAAUAGAUACUCCUAUGAAAAGUCUUUUGUUCAUAAAAUAUUUUCUGCUGUUUAAGUUCUCUAUUAAAAAAGAAGAGGGAAAUACCCCUUAGUGCCUCAAAUGAAAUAAGAAAGUUAAGAUUGGAUAUCACCUAGGAUCCUCAGUUUUUGUCUUGGGGAGGAAAUAAAAGAAGCUAACCCUUUGACUUUGUUUUGAACAAGCAUCUUAGGUUUAGGUGCAGGCAGGCAAUGUUCCCAGAGAGGUCACUUAGGUUGGAUUCAUUGUUGGCCACAUCAUUCUGAAACUAUUCCACUUGUCUUUUCCUCCACCUGACUAGCCCAGGCAUAUUUUUACGAUGGUCAGAACGGUAGAGGGCAAGCUCAAUUGUGGCACAAGCAUUUUUCAAGCUUCUGCUGUCACAUUUUCUAAUACCAUAUUGGCCAAAGCAAGUCACAUGGAUGGUCCCAGAGGGAGAGUGGGAGGACCCUGCAGAGUUACAUGGCAAAAGACAUGGAUACAGGGAGAGUGAAGAACUGGGACCAUUUUUAAAAUCUGUCAUGUGUACUGACACUAUGUCCUAGCAGUAUAGAUGUCUAACCUUUUUUUCACCCUUUACUUCACAGUACACAGGAAAUUGUAAUUGUAUGACACAUUGGUGCAAAAGGAUAAGGCUGCUCGUGGCCAGAGUGACCUUGGCUGUGUUUCAAAGGCUGAAGGGCUCAAUAUCUAGGCAAUUUGUAACCUAUUUGCAACACAUGUAAAGCCUAUUUGGGUGGUUAUGCCAUCGGGAAGCAUGCGAAAGGAGAAAUGCAUAAGGAUAUAGAGGGCCAGGGAAAAAAAGGAAGACCUUCAACGAGAUGGAUUGACACAGUGGCUGUAACAAUGAGCUCAAGCAUAACAAUGAUUGUGAGGAUGACUCAGGCCCAAGCCAUGUUUCAUCCUGUAGUAUAUAGGAUCGCUGUGCAUCAGAACCAACUUGAUGGGACCUAACAACAACAAGUCCAGCAUUGUACUAGCAAGAAAUUGGAAACAACGUGAAAGUCUGUAAAAAGGUGUGUGCAUACGUUAAGAUUGUCAUCUAUAGGUAAGUGAUGCACUCAUUUUUCAAAUACUCAAAAUAAUUGAAAAAAAAUUUAGAAAAAUGUACCAUAACUACCAUUUAGAUCCAAAACCUAUAAUUAAUACAAUUUCAGGUUUGUGUAUAUAUUUGCCAUUGGAACAGAUAUUUAAAUUAAAUUUAUUGAAGUAUAAUUUGCAUAUAAUGAACUACAGCUGUUUCACAUGUACAAUUGAAUACACAUGUGCGAGUGCCUGUGAACCCACUACCACUAUCAAGACAGAAGAUUUCCAUCAUUCCCAAGGGUUUUCAUACCCCUUUGCAGUCAAUCCCUCCCUCCAUGUAUGCCAUCAGACAACCACAGUUGUGCUUUCUGUCACUACAGAUAAUGUUUAUUGAAACAAUUUUUAUAUUCUCAUAUUUAAAGGAAAUAAUGCUAUAUGAAUUGAACUUUAGUAUAAGUUGUAUGUACUAUUAAUAUAUUCACAGGGUUUGGAUACAGUCUUCUCAAGGUAAAUGUGUUACAAUCUAGAUGGAAAUUUUACCUAAAUGUAGUCUGGAUUAUCUAUGAAUACCCGUAAGAACCAAACCCAUUGCUGUCGAGUCGAUUCCAACUCAUAGAAACUCUAUAGGACAGAAUUUCCAAGGAGUGUGUUGUUGGAUUCAAACUGCCAACCUUUUGGUUAGCAGCUGUAGCUCUUAACCACUACACCACCAGGGUUUCCAUUUAUGAAUAAGGUAAGAUAAUUUAGACCUUCUUCCCCUAUUUGAUAUUCAAUCUAAGAACACCCUAGUACUGUCAUAAACCAGGAAUUCAGGGUUUUCUAAUGUUAAGGUUAUUUGCGGAUGUACUGUUUUGUAUGUUUUUGGAACAAAUAAGAAAUGUUAACUUUGGUAAGAGGAUUUCAAACUAAACCGUUUAUUCUCCGUAUUCAUUUCCAGCAGCCUAUUUUACAUAAUCACUCUUGAAGGUAAGCCGUGAUAGGAUAAAACGUAAGCUAUGAAGGCUAAAUCAACCAGUAAAAUAAAAAAGCAAAAUGUUAUAGCUAAUAAACCAACAAAAGAGAUAAAAUACAAUCACAAAAAAUAAUCUAAAAGAUGGCACCCCAAAAAAAAGGAAAACGGAAAAACAGAUUGACAAAUAGAAAACAGCAACAUAAUGGACUUAAACAAUCAUAUCAAUAAUCACAUUAAAAGGCAGAUACUGUCAUGUUGGACAAAAAAAGCAAGACCCGACUGUAUGCUGCUUAUAAGAAACACACUUUAUAAAGACAAAAAUAGGUUUAAAGUAAUGAAAAAGAAUUCAAACAAACAAACAAAAAACCUUGGGGAAAAAAGUGACUUUACAGUGGAGAUGCCUGGCAAAUGCUACCUCAGCCAGUGGUAAUCAUGCUGCUAAAACCAAAAACCAAACCCACUGCCAUCCAGCUGAUUCUGACUCAUACUGACUCUAUAGAACAGGGUAGAGCUGCUCCCUAGGGUUUCCAAGGAGCAGCUGGUAGAUUCAAACUGCCAGCCCUUUAAAUGAUACUUAGCCUCUCUGUCAUCCUCCCGAAAGUCAAUAAUGCCAUUCUAACCGGGAGAAGAUAUCACACAAAUGCAAAUUGACGUGCAUUCUACAAAAUGCCUGACUAGCACUCCUCAAAACUUUUAAGAUCAUCAAAUCCAAGGAAAAUCUGAGAAACUAUCACAGCCUUUUAGCAUGCUGACUAAAUGUAAUGUAUCCUUGACGGGAUCCUGCAAUAGGGAUGGACAUUAAAGAAAGACUAGUGAAAUCCAAAUAAAUUGGAGUUUAGAUACCAGUAUUGUACCAAUGUUGGUUUCUUAACAAUGACAAAACUACCAUAGUAAUGUAAGAUGUUAACGAUAGGUGAAACGGAUGGAGGGGUAGGUGGGAGUUCUCUGUAGUGCCUUUGCAACUUCUCUGUAAAUCAAACUGUUCUAAAAAUCUUUAUUUUUUUUAAGCAAAGAAUGGAAAAGAAUAUGUCAUGUUAGCACUAUUCAAAAUAAGGCUGGAGUGGCCAUAUUAAUAUCAUAGAGUUGAUUUCAGAGAAAAGAAUAUUACCAGGGAUAAAGAGGCCAUUUCAUAUUAACACAGGGGUCGGUUAUUCAAGAGGACACACCACUCCUAAGUGUGUCCCUAAUAACAAAGCUUUAAAAUACAUGAAGUAAAAACUGAUAGAACUGUGAUGAAAAAUAGACAAAUCAACAAUUAUAGUUGGAGGUUUUAAUACUCCUCUGUCAAUCACUGAUGGAAAAAGUAGACAAAAAGCCAGCAAGGAUAUAGAACAUUUGAAUAACACUAUCAACAAACUUGACCUAAAUGAUAUUUAUAGAACACACUACCAAACAACAGGAUGCAAAUUCUUCUUAAGUGCAAAUGUAAUAUUUACCAAGAUGGACCAUAUUCUGGGCUAUAAAACAAAAAUCAAAAAGAUGCAAAGUAUGUCCUCUGACCCAAAUGGAAUUAAAUUAGAAAUCGGUAACAGAAUGAUACCUGGAAAAUCCCCAACUAUUUGGAAGCAAAAUAACACACUUCUAAAUAAUCCAUUUGUCAAAGAAAUCAAAGAGCGUUUAGAAAUUGUUUGAACUGAAUGGAAAUGAAAACACAAUCUAUUAAAAUUUGUGGGAUUUCACUAAGGCAGUAGUAUUUAGAGGAAAAUCCAUAGCAGUAAAUAUUUACAUGAGAAAAGAACAAAUAUUCCAAAUCAAUGAUCUCAACUUCCACGUUUAAGAAACUCGAAAAAGAAGAGCAAACUCUAAGCGGCAGGAAAAAAAAAAAAAAGGAAAUAAAGACCAGAGCAGUAAUCAAUGAUCUAGAACCAGAAAACAUGAAUAACAAUGAAACUAGUUUUUUGUAAAGAUUGAUAUAAAUGAUAAACCUUUAGACAAAUUGACAGGAAAAAGAAAAAAAGAGGGAAGAUAAAAAUUGCCAACAUCAGAAAUAAGAGAGGUGCAAUCACUACAAAUUCUACAGAUAUUAAAAGAAUAAUAUGGGGAUAUUAUCAACAACUUCGAGUGCCUGGGUGGUGUAAACGGUUAACACACUCAGCUACUAACUGAAAGGUUGGUGGUUCAAAUCCACUCAGGGGUGCCUCGAAAGGAAGUCCUAGAGGUCUACUUCUGAAAAAUCAGCCACUGAAAACCCAGUGGUGCACAGAUCUACUCUGACAUACACAUGGUUGACGUGAAUCAGAAUAACUUUAUUCCAAUAAAUUGGACUACUCGAAAAAAAUGGACAUAUUCUUUGAAAGACAAACUAUCACAUUUCAUUCAAGAAGGAACGGAUCAUCUGAAUAGCUCUAUAUUUAUUACAGAAAUCGAAUUUAUAGUUUAAAAACUUUCCACCAAGAAAACUCGAGGCCCAGAUUGCGUCACAAAUGAAUACUAUCAAAUAUUCGAAAAAUAAUAUCAAUUGUACACCAACUCUUCCUGACAAUUGAAGAGUAGGGAAUAUUCCCAAUUUACUCUAUGAAGCCAGCUUUACCCAAAACCAACCAAAAACAUUACACUAAAAGACAACUACAGACCAGUAUUCCACAUAAACAUAGAUGCAACAAUUCUUAACAUAAGUAUAACAUAAAGGAUAUAAAAAUGAUAAUACAUCAUCACCAGGUGAAGGUUAUCUGAGCAGUGCAAUGUUAAUUUAACAUUUGAAAACUACAUUAACAGACUAAAAUGAAAUAUGUAUCAGUAGAUGCAGAAAAAUCAUUGAACUAAAUCCAACAUGCUGUAUUGCUAAAAACUCUCAGCAAACUAGGAAUAAAAGGAACUUUCUCAGUCUGAUAAAGGGCAUCUACAAAAACACUUCAGAUAACAUCAUACUUAAUGAAAGAGACUAAAUGCUUUCUCGCAUAAGAUCAGGAACAAGGCAAGAAUGUCUGCUCUCAAAACUUCUACUCACAUUGUGUAUGAAGUCUUAACCAGCUCAACCAGGUAAGAAAAAAAUAAAAGGCAUCUAGAUUGGCGAAGAAUAUUGAACAUCCCAUGGACUCCCUGAGGAACGAACAAGUCUAUCUUGGAAGAAGUACAGCCAGAAUGCUCCUUAGAAGCAAGGAUGGUGAGACUACGUCUCACAUACUUUGGACACAUUAUCAGGAGGGACCAGUCCCUGGAGAAGGACAUCAUGCUUAGGUAAAGGGUCAGCGAAAAAGAGGGAGACCCUCAAUGAGAUGGACUGACACAGUGGCUAUAACAAUGGGCUCAAUGCUUGGGGGGAUGGCGCAGGACUGGACAGUGUUUCUUUCUGUUGUACAUAGGGUCGCUAUGAGUUGGAAGCGCCUCAACUGCACCUAACUACAACAGAUUGAAAAAGAAGCAAACCUGUCUUUAUCUGCAGGCAACAUGAUCAUUUACAUAGAAAAUCCUUUAAAAUUUAUGGUAGUUAAGAGCAAUCGAAAUGAUAUGUAUUACAUUAUAACUGAUGUAAAAAAGCAGUGUGUUCAUGGAUUUUAAUACCAUCUCAAUCAAAA